This is a messenger RNA of Capsella rubella, 898 nucleotides long. RefSeq lists its product as uncharacterized. Lineage: Eukaryota; Viridiplantae; Streptophyta; Magnoliopsida; Brassicales; Brassicaceae. The transcript has a single exon. The record is from RefSeq and is a predicted model, not a curated record. Gene Ontology annotation, biological process: nucleobase-containing compound metabolic process. Gene Ontology annotation, molecular function: 3'-5' exonuclease activity; nucleic acid binding. The coding region runs from base 15 to 770 and encodes 251 amino acids. Gene Ontology annotation, cellular component: cytoplasm; nucleus.
UAAAUGCAAAAUCAAUGGCUCCGACUCCGACGAUCAGAACCAUCGGAAGUUACGCUACUCAGCAAAGGUUCUCUGUCGAUUUAUUCGGAGAUGUGUUCAACGUCACCGUGACGGCGGAUCCCUCGGUCAUCGGCCAAUGGGUCCACGACGUCCUCUUCAGCAGCCGCCGCUCCUCUCACCCUCUCCUUGUUGGAGUCGGUGUUCAGUGGACACCUUUCGUUAGUUAUCGCUCCGAUUCCCCACCGGUUAGUUAUCGCUCCGAUUCACCACCGGAUAGUUAUUGCUCCGAUUCGCCACCGGUUCGUUAUCGCUCGAAUUCCCCACCGGUUCGUUAUCGCUCGAAUGCAGAGGCGGAUACUCUGCAGCUAUGCGUUGGUAAUCGAUGUAUCAUCAUCCAGCUCUCUCACUGUCACCGCGUUCCGUUGGUCCUCCGUCGUUUCCUCGCGGAUCCAGAUAACACGUUUGUCGGUGUUAGGAAUUAUCAAGAUGCGAAAAAGCUAAAGGGAUCUAGACAUCAGUUGGAGAUUGUGAGGCUUUUGGAAUUGAUCGAGCACGUUGUGGAUUCGAGAGGAAGGAAGUGCCUCAAGGGUUGUUCGUUUGGGGUGAUUGUUGAGGAAAAUUUGGGUUACCAAGGUUUGGGGCUGGAUUCGGAGGUAAGCAGGAGCAACUGGAGUGUUGAGAACCUGAGCUACGAUCAGAUUUUUCAGGCGUCCAUAGAUGCUUAUUGCAGUUUCAAGCUUGGUGUUCUUGACCAUCUGUGGGAAGUUUGAGUAAACGUUUUCAAUGUUGCAAACCGUCUUUCUUUUGUUUUCUGAGUGAGAAGACAUUGUUUUCCAAUCGUAACAUUUUGUUUAUGUUUAUUUGCUUGCAUGAUUAUAGGAACAAAAUUUACAAAAUU